CAAGCUCAUUUCCUAUUGGACGAAGAGAUGAGUGAGUGAUGCCGGUGUGGAGCACCUGGUAGUCAGUCAUCGCCCAGACUCAGUGGAGCUGCGCAUCGUACGGAGCGCACAGCAAUGCGGACGAAGAAGGGCAAAAAACCGAGGGGAAUAGUCCGUUUUUCCUCCAACAUGCCGGCGAGUCGGGGCUCCGCUCGGUCGUACAGAAUGAUUUAAAGGGGAUUACGUCUACGACACCACACAGGAAAAAAGGGGCAUUCGCUGCCUUGGAAUCGGCUCCGUGACGGAUAUUUUCCCGACUAAACCGCAACCCCUAUUUCUACCCCCAGUCCCAAGCGCGUGGAAUAGUCAGCUAAAAACACGAUGAUUGCUUGAAUAUUUUGUCAUUUUUUUAAAUUUUAUUUUCCCAGCGUCGCGUUCUGUUUUUUUUUUUUUUUUUGUUUGUUUUUGUUUUGUGGUGUCAAACUCGCCAUGGUGGACUCCCCUACCAUGAGGAAGACUUUAGUGGUCCCAGACAUAAAGCCAUUGGAUGUGUAUGAUUGUACUAGAGCAAAGAUCUGCGCAAGUGUCGGAUGGCUGUUGGCGAAGUCCUACGGCAGUGCAGAAAGUGUCCCUGCAGAACUCCGUGACCCCUUCUACUGUGACCAGUAUGAGCAGGAGCACCUUAAACCGCCAGUCACGCGCCUCCUGCAGUCCUCAGAGCUCUACUGCCGGACGCACGGCCUAUUGCUGGGGGGCGCCGGCGCCAAGGCACAGCCCAAAGACAACGGCGCCCUGCUGCAGCUCCUCGCUGAGAGUGGCCCGGUCCCCACAGACCAGGGCAAACCGGUGACCGACGCAGACCUCCGACGCAAACCCAUCAAAAUGAGUGCUCACCUGGCAAUGAUGGAUGCCUUGAUGGCGAUGGGAGCUAUGGAGACGGUGACUGUGGCAAAGAGACGUGGUUCUGCCGAGCUACUGGGUGGAGCCUCUAAGUGGGAGGAUGCUCUGCUUCAUUGGGUUAAUGAGUUAAACCAGAAGUUAAGAGAACGCACUGAAGGAGCCCAGAAUGACGCGUCUCAGGCAAUUACGGAGCCUGAACCUGUUCAACCCUCUUGCCCUACUCGCUGGUACUGGAAACUUGUUCCUCUCCGCUACCGGAAGGAUAAAAUGCAUUCCAAACAAAAGCCCAUCUUUCCAAUGGUGAAUGAAGUAAAAGACCUGUCCACUGGUUGUGCUGUUGCUGCAGUCAUACAUUACUAUUGUCCUGGCCUGCUAAGACUUGAAGAUGUUUGCAUGAAGGAGUCCAUGUCCGUGGCGGACAGUCUGUACAACCUGCAGUUCAUCCAUGAAUUCUGUGACAGCUGUCUGAAGAGUUGCUGUCACUUGUCACUGGAGGACAUGCUAUACACUCCACAGGAGCUUCAGCUCAACUUGCUGAGCUUCUUGGGGGAACUCCUUAGCUGGUUUGAGGUGCAACGGCCAGAAUUUGUUCAACCAGUAGACUCAUUGGAUGGAUCCACACCAGUAACGCCAAGUAGCACGAGUGGUAGCAGAACCUCCCCUUCUAUCUUCAAGAAGCCUUUCCUACCCAUCUCCUCUCCUGCUUCAGGAUCUUUGACUCAGUCUACCUCAAUGUCUCAUAUAGAAGGAGUUGGAAAGACAUGGAGCAAAAAACCUCUCAGCCGCCCCAUGUCAGCGGUAUCCUUCAGCAUUCCUUUUGGCUUGGACAGUGAUGUAGACAUUGUGAUGGGCAACCCUGUGAUAACCCGCUCUUUGAGCUCGGACCAACUCAACCCAGCAACCCCUCCUGAAGACCUCAGCCAUUUGCUGAGCAAACCCCCUGGCUCCAACGGGCCACAGCGAGCUUCUUGGGCCACCCACCCUCAGAGUAUUCCAAGGAUGGCGGAGGAGAACGGCCUCGCGUCCAGUGAAACGGGAGAGCUGCCUACCAUUGAAGAGGCUCUCCAAAUUAUCCACAGCAACAGCAAGCUGGAGCCUCGUUUACACCCUGAUGGUGCUCCUGAUGGUUUCUACCUCCACUCUCCCGAUGACCCUGCUGGUUCCAGACAUAAAAACUCAACCCCCACAAGCUGCUCUGCCCCGACGCGCUCAGGAAUGAUGUACCGGCCCACUGGAGAGUCCAAGGCCCACACUCGCAUCAGAAACGCCUCUGAAUGUUCUCGAGACGAUGACUCGGUCUUGAGAGACGGCAGUGUAGACUCCGAUGCAUCGGAAGACUUUCCUAAAACCCAGUCCACUCCAACCACGCCAGCUGCUGGUUCAAACUCUGCCAGGGCCAACGGCACAGAGGCGUCUGACAGUGGCGUGAAGAUGACCAGCUUUGCAGAACGCAAGAAGAAACAGAUUCUGGAUUCUCCGAAAGCCAGCGACAACGCUGCUUCUUCUCCGAUGACCACAUGGGCGCAAAAGUCUGAAGAAAGCCCGGGCAAGAGCCCUCAACUCAACAACGAGGUUUCGGAGCUGGGAACUCGGCUUGAAGAAAAGCGCAAGGCCAUUGAAGCCCAGAAGAAACGCAUUGAGGCCAUUUUUGCAAAGCACCGACAAAGACUUGGGAAGAGUGCCUUUCUGCAGUUGAAGAAGGAGCAGAGUGAGGGGGAAGGGGGGGAUGGCCAGAUCAGCGCCGCAGACCUCUCCCGUGUGACACUUGAAGAAAGGCUAGCUCAAAUGGAAGAGGAAGAGCAGCACGAACAGCGCCCCUCGGUGGAGGAUAACGGUAAUGUCAAAGUAGGACUUCCGCUCAACAAACAGGCCAGUCACUCCAAAGAAAGGGCAGGUACACCAGGAGAGAAGGGCCCGGUAGCGCCACUCGGGGACUAUAACAACGCCGUAUCCAAGCUAACGGCAGCUCUUAGCUCUCUGCAAAGUGACAUGCAGCGGCUGACUGAGCAGCAGAACCACUUGAUCAAGAAGAAACCCGUAGUUUCCAGUCCUAAAACCUCCCAACCUCCCGCCCAGGCCCCUUCGCGCCUCUCGCGUGAAUCGACCAGAGAUUUCAAUUCAACCGCCUCCUCCUCUCCAUCCCACAGAUUAAUAAACCACACCACUCCGCCUAAAUCCCCUAGAGUCCAACGGAGAGCCCAAUCUGUGCCCCCCAAAAGCCCCAAACACACCUUCUUGGACGUUAAGGUGCCAGCCAUCUCAAGGGUCAUGACCGCACCUCAAAACGUGGACUGCAUUUCCCAUCGCCGUCGCGUAGAGCAUUUGAAAUCCCAAAACCAGACUUUGUCCUCGCUCUCCUUUGGUGACUCGGGCGACACCGAUGAGCUGCGCUCAUCCGGACCAACUCCCGUCACCACACCAGCACCCAGCCCCGUACCGACUCAUACCCCCACUCCCCGUCCCGAUGACGCAAUGUCCGAGGUAGGCUCCAAUGACGAUCACAGUAUAUUUAGCAUGGACCUGGAGGCCGGGUCCUCGCAUGGUUUUUUGGCCAGCAAGGAAAGGGUUGCAGAUGGGGGCUGCAGCUCUGGUGCCCCAUCGGAGUGCUCCUUCGAGAGCGACGCCACGGCAGGGAUGUUGAACGGCAAACGCAGCAGCCUCAUAGAGAUCUCGCUGUCUGCGUUGCGGGGAAACGGGGAGGAGGAGGACAACCAAGUACCGGACGCUUUCUCCGAUUCAAUGAGUGACCUGGCAGAGCCCGAGGGGAAAGGAGGUGUUGGUUUCUUUUUCAAGGAUGACAAGGAGCGACCAGAAGAUGAGAUGGCCCAGCGAAGAGCAGCUUUGCUGGAGAAACAGCAGAAGAGAGCAGAAGAGAUGAAGAGACGCAAACUUGAGCAGGAAAAAGAAAAGGAAUUAAACAAGCCUCAGUGGAUGAUCAUCGAAGGCUGGGCAAACAAGAGUGAUGACGGAACCAAAACUCCAGGCACCUCUCCAACACCACGCACCCCACCAGUUGAGGGGACGCCUCAGCGCAGAGGAGACUUCACUCGGCUGGAGUAUGAGAGGAGACAUCAGCUGAAGAUCAUGGAAGACUUGGACAAGGUGCUGAGGCAGAAGCCCACCACGGUCCGCGGUGUCAAGAAGCAAAGGCCCAAGGCUGUGUUCAGAGAUGACUCCGUCCUCUCUCACAGCCCUGUCAGGGGUUUCAUGGGCACCAAGGUGUACUCCCGCUCAACCAUGAACCUGUCCUCCAUGGCCAAUGAAUCCGGAGGCCUAACUGUCAGGAAGUCUCCCAGCCGUUCACACUCCCCCUCCAGGCUCAUGUCCCCUAAACGAGUGAGUGCUCACAACGGAGAGAAGGACUGGGACAAUGGCUCCAAUUUUUCCUCCCCUGCCUCGAUCCCAGAAUAUACAGGACCAAAGCUGUACAAGGAGCCCAGCUUUAAGUCCAACAAGUUCAUCAUCCAUAAUGCCAUCACCCGCUGCUGCCUGGCCGGCAAGGUCAAUGAACCACAGAAAAACAAGAUUGUAGAGGAGAUGGACGCGAGCACGGGCAACCACUUCCUCAUCCUCUUCAGAGAUGCCAGCUGCCAGUUCAGAGCAGUUUACACCAUGAACCCUGAAACUGAGGAAAUGGUGCGGCUCACUGGUAUCGGCCCACGGAUUAUUGCACCCGAGAUGGUCGAGUCCAUUUACAAGUACAGCUCUGACCGCAAGCAGUUCACCGCCAUCCCGUCCAAAACCAUGUCCAUGAAUGUUGACGCUUUCACCAUCCCCGGUCACUUUUGGCAAAAGCGCCCAGGAACUCCCAAGAAGCUCGGCACCCCCAAAUAAUGUCGGAGAGCUGGGUGACGACGGCCAGAGAUUUCACCGUUCAGGGAACCAGCUCCCAGCCUGACCAGCUCCACCUUUUCCUCCGUUACAGCCAAUGAGGGACUGAGAUGUUCGAAAAACCGGCUAACUAACGGUGGCCAGCAUGACUGGUUGGGCUUUGGGCCAGCUAUCGACCUGGACCCCGAGAGCAAGCCGGUUGACUCAACAUGCCGAGAGAAAGGGACAAUCACUCACUCAUUCAGCCAAUGUAGUUAAAAUAGUUUAUCUCUGGAGGGCCUUUUGAUUGGCUCAGCCUGGUCUGCGAUUGUAAAAUGUAAUGCGACUAAUUCUGUUGGGAUAAAGAAUUAUCUUUCCCUUGGGCCCUGCCUCCUCAUGCCUUGCCUUACCCGCCCCUCGAGUGAUUUUUGCAACUCUUACGUAAGAAAAAGAGCGGACAGCCACACUGCCUUUGCCCACACAGUAUUUUGGGCCAGAGUAGUUUCCACCCCUCUCAAUUCUGCUUGCUUUUCCUUUUUGCUGCCUUUUCUUUCUUUUUUUUUCUUUUUUUUUUUCAAAGUUCACCCUCUUUAGUCUGGUGAAAUGAGUGGCUCUGAUCGGAGAUCUUGGCUUAAAAUGAAUGGCAGAAAUGUCUGUUCUCAUUCAGAUGUAGGCCACACGCCAACCCCUCAUUCCAUUCAAGGGUGUUUUCACUGGACCAAAAAGGAUCGUUGGUGGUUCCUCUAUGGGCCGCUGUGGUUGUCAUUGGACUUGCACACUUAAAAAAACUGCCUAUGCCCCCAUUGUUUUGCGCAUUCCACUCCAUUCCAACUUUUUCAGCCGUAGACAUCUGGAUGUUUUUUUUAUACUGUUGUGGCAUUUCUUUGCUGGACAAAUUGCUUCAGCCUUUGAGCGCUGAAAGAAGAAUGAAAUUCAUGUACCUUUUUCCACUUAAGUUGCUUUCUCAUUUUCAAAAUGUGAUGAAUUGAAAUGUUAUCUGAGCUUAUCUUGAAAAGAAAUACUGGAAAAAUGAAGGAGGGCUUUACCAUGUUUAUUAUUUCUUUGAUACAGCUAUUUGUGAAAAUGAUAAUCAAUGCUGAUUUAAUAUAUACUGAAUGCUGAUCUCUUCGAUUUUUUGACAAUGAUUUGUAAAAAGUAAGUUGACCUUUGUAAGCUACGAAUAAGCUAGCCUGCUGCUUAAGCAUUAGUGAGAUGUAUGUUUGAGAUGAGAAUGUUUGUAAGAAUGAAAAGAUAUUGUCAAACAACUAAAAAUUGCUUAAACCUUCUUUUCUGGGGAUUAAUAAAUCCUUCAGGUGACUAGGAGUCUGUUUCCUGUUAUAUGAUUCCCUGUUUGUGUGCAUGUGCAUAUAAACAGUAGGUUUCUUGUCAAAGGAUCCUUCUGGGCUGUAACAGCCCUCCUCUUCCCCACAGUCUCCAGAAACUUCUUCACAUAUAACUUGGGUAAUGUGAGACGCUAUUUUAAAACGCUUGUUUUGCUUGGUGUCCACGCUGCUAGAAAAAAAACAUCGGCCCUGCAGUUGCUUCUGAUCAGAUCGACAGCAUCACAAAACCUGUUGGAAAUCAGUCUUCUUCCCCUCCAUCACAGCUGAUGUGCAGCUGUCUUCUUUGAAAUCACUGACUGCCUCCAACGCAUGUGGUGUUUGAAUGAGAUUCAGGUGUGUGGGUGUGGGGGGGGGGGGGGGAGAAAUGUUAAGCGCUGCAUUCAGGAAAUACGAUUGUGUGGAGAAGUGCUUAUGGAAUUGGUGGAUGUUUGUAUUUAUGCGUUUGUAAAGUAGUAUGUGGUAGUUAAACACUAUUUCUUUCUGUGCAAUUCUCCCAUAGAAAUCCCCAUGUUACCCGGAGGUGUAUUUAUUUAGUUUGCAUUAGAUGGCACAUUUGAUGUUUAGGUUCAGGGUAUUCUUCAUGUCUUUCUUAGGUUAAGGUGGUAAGUCUCACCUUCAUUUCAUAGAGG
Pungitius pungitius (ninespine stickleback) is the source of this 6661-nucleotide messenger RNA. It is a transcript of the gene camsap3, whose product is annotated as calmodulin regulated spectrin-associated protein family, member 3. Gene Ontology annotation, molecular function: calmodulin binding; spectrin binding; microtubule minus-end binding. NCBI's taxonomy places the organism in Eukaryota, Metazoa, Chordata, Actinopteri, Perciformes, Gasterosteidae. Gene Ontology annotation, cellular component: microtubule minus-end. The coding region runs from base 469 to 4713 and encodes 1414 amino acids. The transcript has 18 exons. Gene Ontology annotation, biological process: cytoplasmic microtubule organization; neuron projection development; negative regulation of microtubule depolymerization. The record is from RefSeq and is a predicted model, not a curated record.